UACAUUUGAAACCGCUGCUUAUUAUAGAGCGAGAAAACGAGAGCAAUAGCAUAGUAUAGCGCGCCAGCUCUAGAGAGAGAAACACACACAAAGAGACAACAGCAAUGGAGUGAACAGAGAGAGAGAAAUUGAAAAUUCUCUUCUAAAUUUUUUUUGUACUUCUCUCUCUGUAUUUUUUUCAUCAUUGUUCAUCACAUUUGGCGUGAUUAACUGCUAUUUUCGAUUUGAAUUUCGAAUUUCAGUGAAACUAUGAGUCGUUUAGGGUUCAAAUCCCUGGUGUUUCAAGGAGAAACGUGUUUGGGAGAGCUGGAUACCAUACCUGUGAAGGAUCAGAACUUCCAAUUCCCAAACAACGAGAUACGGAUUGAUCAUAUCUCUACAAAUAGUGAGCGAGUUCAUCCUAUUGCUGUUUUGAGAACGAUUUCAUCACCUGUUCGUUGUAAGCUUGAACCGAACUCGAAUUCAGCGCCAACUGGUUCCGAGAAGUCUCCGUUGAUAACUCUUCAUUCCUCGUGCUACUAUGACCUCAAGACUGCAGUGGUCUUUCUGGGGGAAGAAGAAAUACAUUUGGUAGCAAUGGCGAGUAAGCAGAAAAAGUUCCCCUGUUUUUGGUGCUAUUCAGUGCCCGUUGGUCUGUAUAGUGCUUGUUUGCAGAUGUUGAAUAUGAGGUGUCUAUCAAUUGUUUUUGAUCUGGAUGAGACUUUAAUUGUUGCAAAUACAAUGAAGUCAUUUGAUGAUAGAAUUGAGGCUUUGCGGGGUUGGUUAGCACGAGAGAUGGAUCCAAUUCGGUCGUCUGGAAUGUCCGCUGAGCUGAGGAGGUAUAUGGAGGAUCGUGCACUGCUGAAGCAGUAUUUAGAGAGUGAUUCUGUUGUUGACUGUGGGAUUGUAUAUAGAGCUCAGAAAGAGGAGGUGCUACCAUUAUCUGAAGGGCAGGAGGGUGUAGUUCGGCCAGUCAUAAGGUUGGGGGAUAAGAAUGUGGUCCUUACACGGAUUAAUCCAGAGAAUCGGGAUACCAGUGUGCUUGUUAGAUUACGUCCUGCGUGGGAGGAGUUGAGAACUUAUUUGACGGCGAAAGGUCGGAAAAGAUUUGAAGUAUAUGUUUGCACCAUGGCAGAGAGAGAUUAUGCCUUGGAGAUUUGGAGGCUACUCGACCCAGGGUCACACCUCAUUAAUGCCAAUCAAUUGAUGGACCGUGUUGUAUGUGUUAGAUCAGGGGCCAAGAAGUCUUUACUUACUGUCUUCCGAAAUGGCAUUUGUCAUCCAAAAUUGGCAAUGGUUAUUGAUGACCGACUCAAAGUGUGGGAUGAUAAAGAUCAACCUCGUGUUCAUGUUGUCCCUGCUUUCGCUCCGUAUUAUGCUCCACUAGCAGAGAUGGCCAAUGCAGUACCGGUCCUGUGUGUGGCAAGAAAUGUUGCUUGUGAUGUUAGAGCUCGUUUCUUUAAAGAGUUUGAUGAAGGCCUACUCAGAAAGAUCUGUGAGAUUUUCUAUGAAGAUGAGGCUGUAAAUUUACCUUCUGCGCCUGAUGUUAGCAACUACUUAAUGUCCGAGGAUGCUGGUUUUGCGUCAUGUGGGAUUCCUGCUCCUAUUCCUGAGGGAAUGUACGGGCCUGAAGUUACACAAAGGUUGAAUCAACAGGAGGGAAAAGUUAAUAUGAACUCUGCUCCUGUUUUCAUGAGUAACAAUCCUGAUAUGAAGCCAGGAAGCUCCCAGCUUAUGGUUGGAAUUGCUGCAAAUGCACCUGCUCAAUCAGUGAGACCAAUUCAACCUUCAGAAAAACCAAGUUUGCUGGGAGCUCCAUUUAGACGAGAUAACAGCUUUUCUGAAGCUGAUGGUGAUGGGAAGAGAAGGCACCCCAUAUUGAAUCCUAGCCAGGACAUGAGGUAUCGUGGUUCAGCAGAACCUCCUUUAUUACCUAGAGUGCCUCAGAAACCACCCAUACUGCCCAUACCACCACUUGGUGGAUGGUUGGUGGAAGAUGACCUAAAUAAAGGACACAUGGGUGGUCGAUCACCUGGAAUUUUUCAAGAAUCUGAUGCAUCAAGGUACGCUAAACAGAGAGGUCAUCAGAAUUUUCUGAGUCAAGGUGCAACAAACAUGAUGUUACCAUCAUAUGCAUCUGCAGGGAAGAACGGGGAGGUAAAUUUCAGGCAUGAAAUGCAUAGACUUAUUCAUCAGACAGAGGGUAGAUUCUCUCAACAUCAGUCGUUAUUUAACAACAGAGAAUCUCAACUAGAAGCUGGGAGAAUGAACAUCUUGCCAUCUUUAGCUACUGGAGUGCUGCAAGAAAUUGGACGGCUAUGCAACUCAAAGGUUGAGUUCAGGCCUGUGGUGAGCACCAGUGAGGAAUUGCAAUUUUCAGUUGAGGUCUUCUUUAUCGGUGAGAGAGUUGGUGUUGGGAUGGGUAAGACUAGGAAGGAUGCUCAGCAACAGGCAGCUGAGAAUGCACUUCGGAACAUGGCUGGUAAUUACGUCUCAUACAUUACAUCUCACCCUCUAGCAGUGGAUAAAGACUUUGAUAAGAUUUCGGUGGAAAAUGAAAAUGGGUUCUUGUGGGACACUGUCAAUCACGUGGAUGAACCUUCAGUCGACGAUAGAUUACCUCAAGUAAAUGUUUCAGAGGUGGGAGUUAAUGUUGAUGCUUCUCAUGACCGAUCACUUAAUUCUUUGAAAACAUGACUGGUGUUUGGUAAAGGGGGUGGGAGGGUGUGCACUGAAGCAAAUCUCGGAGAUGAUGGGUUGAGAUCAUAUGGGUUUUUACCCCUCCUUCCUUGAAUUGUGUUGUAUCAGAGUCGGGAGCAAACCAGAAAAUUGUGAAGCUUGUUUGCCCAGUUGUUCAUCUGGCUAUGUAGGCCAUUCUUGAUGCUUCUUAUUUUGGAGGUAUAAUGGUGGUUUUUAGUUGUAAUUCCACCCCUCGUCUUUCCCAUCAGAAUUUUUGUUCUCAAGUAACUUGUGCCUGAGUGCUUUGUGGUCCUUUUCUCUUUUGGUUCUAAAAUAUGGUCUACUCGUAACUGGAACGCUAUAUCUUCCUGUAGCUUCUGGAUGAGUAGUGUUUGACCAUUUCCUACUCUUCCUCAGAUGCACCUUGCUUCUGGCUCUCAUUGAGAUAUCCUGAAUUGAUGUUUUUGUGGUGCAAUGAAUGAAUGGGGGAUGAGAGCCCAGGUAAUAUUAGGGCUAUUGUAUAUGAUGUUUAUCAUAAGCCAAGCUCCCCAAUUCCCUAAUGUUAGUUUCUGCACUGGUAAUGAACUGAGCCAGUUCUGGAAUGAAGACUUGUUGUUCGUUUGGUAAAUACCAACUUUAGUCAUCUCUUGUUGUAUACAAGACUGUAAAUGUCCAAUCCGAAUAAUGUCAAGACAAGGAGGGCUAUAUAUUGCCACCUGAGUCAUUAUAUAUUCGGAUGUCCUGCAGCAGUAACAAUUUGGUGGCGGAACAGUCGUUCCAAUUGGCUACUUUUCAUGAUUUUCUCUGAUAUGUUAUGGAGAAAUUGAAUUGUCUUCCGUUUACUCAUUGGAGAAGUAAUUCAUACAAUUUUUUAUCAAGGGCUUUUUGGUGCCCUCAUUUCUGCCAUACUUUGUAACUAGUAUUUAUUUCCUUGCAGUUUAAUUUUUUAUACAAAGGCUUUUUAUUGCCUUUAUAAUAGCAAA
Molecule: messenger RNA, 3641 nt
Organism: Solanum pennellii
Lineage: Eukaryota; Viridiplantae; Streptophyta; Magnoliopsida; Solanales; Solanaceae
Product: RNA polymerase II C-terminal domain phosphatase-like 2
Exons: 14
Coding region: 250-2676 (808 amino acids)
Molecular function (GO): RNA polymerase II CTD heptapeptide repeat phosphatase activity
Source: RefSeq, a predicted model, not a curated record